This is a messenger RNA of Paramormyrops kingsleyae, 4208 nucleotides long. RefSeq names its product coiled-coil serine-rich protein 2a (gene ccser2a). The record is from RefSeq and is a predicted model, not a curated record. Lineage: Eukaryota; Metazoa; Chordata; Actinopteri; Osteoglossiformes; Mormyridae. Gene Ontology annotation, cellular component: microtubule cytoskeleton. Gene Ontology annotation, molecular function: microtubule binding. Gene Ontology annotation, biological process: microtubule bundle formation.
UGUCAAGGGUGGCGGAGAAUGAAUGAUGGAGGGACGCUGGGCUGGUUAACAAGGGAGAAGAGGGAAAUUAAGGAGUCUGAUGGAAUAAAAAACAGAAUGCAUGCAGUAAAAAUGAAGAUGCCUGUCGCGUUUCGGAUGCGAUCGUCUCAGUGAACAAGAUGAUCAAAUUGUGCUUAAUAUGAGAGAAGAGCAAUCAGUGGAGUCCAGGUGAUUCUUGCGAGGCUCCACCUCGGAGAAGGAGAAAAUGAAAUGAUGUGGAAAUGAAAAGCAUCGCAGCUCCUCUCCGACCACAGCAGCAUCAUUUGCUUUGGUCGUGGGAUUUUUACAGAGAACUGACUGUAUACCUGUAUAUCUUAGGCAGAAGGCUUAUUAGUCUUACAGUAACAGAUCGUGCAUAACGAAGACAUGGCAGAUGAAAUCUCAUCAGUGUUUAUAGUUAGCAAGUAUCUGUCAGUAAUAUAGGCAGAUUCCCGUCUGAGAAACGUGCAGUAAUAACACGGCGCAACAGUCAGUCGUUUGUGUGCAGCUAAGCAUCUCUGUGUAUUUUGGUUGGUAGGUAUUUCGAUAUAUUGGACUUUAUAUACCCUUAGUGUCGCUGAGACGGAAGCUAGUAGCUAUACCUCUCCUAACGGGACACUGAUUUCCAUUAAAUCCCUUGAUAUACUCCCAUACUUCGCUUAGCUACCUAAGCUAAUGAGCAGUUCAUCACUUAGGUCAUGAGCUGUACGACUGAGCCAGAUUUACCUACAGGAUCCAGUUAAAAAAUAUAUAAUUAGUUUAAUUUCAAUUUGGCUGUCAUUUUGUCCACCAUUGCGACAGAUGGUCUUCGGUACAUGUACAAUACGACCCAGCUGUAAAUGCAGUGACUGUUAGAAGUUGGGCACCUUUGCAGUAUUUGCAUUCUGGACUUAAAUGAUCCCGAUCAUGAUCUGCUAGCUCAUCCAUUCACACCAGCUGUCUUCUCUGUGAAUAUCAAUGACCCUUUUGGGGGUCGAUGGAAGAGAAGGCUAUCAGCACGCCUACCAUGGUCUCCAGGCUCCCCAAGUUUGGUGUCCGCCCUGAGCCUGGCUUGGCCUCUCAGCCGCAUGGAUCUGGCCAGUCGGCUCCCAGUAACGAGGGGAAGGGCACUGGCCUGAAGAGGCCGAACGGAAUGGUGCGCAUUCCCUCGUUUUCACUGAAAUGGAAGAAGGAGGGAGCUACUACCCCUCCCAAUCCUGAGGAGGUCGUGUCAGAAAUGGGUGAAGAGUGUAAAGAACGAAAGGUGAGUAGCACGAGGGAGCUUAAGAAACCCUCCACUGUAGCUGCCAUAGUGCAACGGCAGGCUUUGGCUACGUCAACCACGAAUGGAAAGCCUGCCCAGACGGCAGCCAAAGCAGACGCCCAGCCAGCAGCUAAACCGACCGCUAGCGGGAAGCUCGGCAUGAAUGGCGUGAGCGGCAGCGGGGUCAAGGUUCGCGCUGGGUCGGGCCUGCCCCGCCCAAAGGUCAGCUCCGGCUCUGCCCAAGCUGGGCCCCAGUUAAGUGACAGCCUGCAGUCCCUCCCGCCAGACCCCAUGGUUCGCUCUCAAAGCUUCUCCCACUUCAACCAGUCGUCGUUGCCCAUCGCCCCGCCGAUGACGCGCUCCUUCUCCUUCAACAAGGCCGUGGAGUUGGCCAAGCCGCCAUCAAGCAAGCAGACACACUCCCCUAUGCCUUUGAAGUCCGGCCUUGCUUGUGGUAGGGGAUCUAUGAGCAGGCUAGCCGUGCCGUCCAGCGGGGCGACCCCUACUGGCCACCUGAAGAAGCCGCUCCUCCCAGGAUGCGCGCUUAGCAGACCCACGGCUCUAGGCUUCAGGCUGCCUCGACCUUCUCUCAUCCAUAUUCCACGUCCACUCUUAGCUGGGAAAGAGUGCGUUGAUAGCACACCUGUUGACCAAGGCAUGGACUCCAUAGAGACACCUUUGACAACCUCAGUUACCCUGAGUGACCAGGAGGGGGUGCUAGCACCUAAGAGUCAGUUGAGGGGUGACCCGGCUUUACGAGAAACGGAACUCACAACGCACUGUCUGGGGGAUCGGCUGGAAGACAUGUCGCUCUCGUCCGCCUCCUCGCUGGAGCACAACGACACCAGCGAAGAGUACCUUGACGACUUUGAUAACCUGGGGGACGGUGGUGGCGCUCUGCUGCUUCCUGUCCACGGGGGAAGGCUGCUCCAGCCGCAAGCUUACUCUAAUGAUGACGUCCCCGACAACAGGCAGCGGGGAGCCCCCCCCGUUCAGGGAGCCCCCUGCAGCUUCCUGUCAGAUGACCACGCCGGUGGUAGAGAGAGCUUUUCGGCGUGUCCUGCUGCUCUCAGCCUUUCCCCGGUGGUAGAUAUCCCACAUGCCUCGUCUCUGGAGCUCUCCCCGUCCAAUAGCUCUGGUGGCAUUUACAUGUGGGACGAGGAAGGCCUCGAGCCGCUGGGUCCGUCCGUGCACCUCUGCGGCAGCUACGACUCUGACGUUAACAGCAUGGACAUUCUUAACAACCUGGACAACUUGGAGUCAUGUGACUUGGAUGACGAUGACCUCAUGCUCGACGCAGACCUCCCAGAGGAUGGCUCUCUGUGUAGUGAUGCUGACAGAAUGUCGCAGGCUGAACGCUCAGAGAGGGGGGGCAGGCAGGGGCACUGGAGGAGACGUCAGCAUCGCUGGAAUGGGCCUGACCACUUUCAUAAUGACAACAGCAGUGGGUUUCAGCCUUUGGAUGGAUACCAUGGGGCAGCGAUAGGCCGCAUAGGACCCCCCCGACAAAAGCACAGUCCACAAUCUGAUGGCCACAUGGUGGGGUUUGACGAAUCAAUGCUGCGGCACAUGGCCCAAGAUUGCUCCUCCGUCAAGUCGCAGCUCCUCAGGCUAAAGAACCUUCUGCAGAUGGAGAACGGGGUCAGCCUCCACAACACUGUGCCGCCAGAACCGCCGACCCCAGAACCAAGUGAGAACUUCAGCUCUGCCGCACAGGUGGAGGACCUGAGGAGGGAGGUGCAGGAGCUCAAGGAGGAGCUGAGGAGAAAAGAGAAGACGAUCGCUCAGCUGACCCAGCAGCUGUCAUCUCGUGCCGAGCCAUCGAGGUGUCACUGCCAGCAGAGGGCGCUGUUACCCAGGACGGAGAGACGUACGCAUCACGAUAAGGCCACACAGACACCCUGGAGAGGACACGCUCCUCAAAUACUACAGUCUUCCAACCCAGCCUGCCGCAAAGAACACCUCCAGCGGGAAAAGCUGCCAAGAAUAGCCCCCACAGAGGACCCCAGUGAUGGUCCUACUGAAACCAAGGGUGACAAACUGGCCCAAGGCUUGACCCCGUCACCCCCCAGCGCCGCUAACGCUGACUCAGUCCUGCCCACGCCUGAUGCAGAUGAGCUCAGCUUGCUUCUCAGCAUGCAACUCAAAAUCAAUGACCCCGAAGCCCCUCCUGAUGCACCAAGGGCUACAGGGAUGGCCCUCGUCCCGGGUCCACGGCAUCCACCAAUCAGAGUGCUGCCUACGGAGAUCUCCACCAGCCCCUUUGAGGGACCACUCCCAGGCAGCCGACCUCGCAUCCUGCAGUCACCACGUUUCCACAGUAGGGUUUGCAUCCCAACCCUGGUGCGAGAGGCGAUAGCUCUUCCCGGUGGCAGGUUGGGGAGUGGAGCUGCAGGACCUGGGGAGAGGCAAGGCUCCGUACCAGGCCACGGGGGCGUACAGCUACCGCCACCAUCAUGGGGACUUCCCAGCUUCAGCUAUGCUCUUCAGGCUUCAAGCCCCGUCCCAAACCCUCCAGGCCGUACUCAGGCUUUUAGGCAUGUAAGGGCCCGUUGUCCAGAGGAUGCAGAGGGAAACUUCCGGCAUACCGUAGCGGUAUCCCCCUCUUACCACUCUCGCCUUCCAAAGCCAAAGACACAUUGACCUGCUUGGCUGACACGGUUAGAAACUGAUACCUGUGGUCAAAUUUGCAGAACCUGAAUGCAGUUGUGCAGUUUUUUGUUUAUUCUCUAACCUUUAAAAUAAUAAAAUUUAGGCUGCUUAGAUAGACUUAGAUACAAGUACAAAUAUGAGGCAUUUAUUUAGGAAGGUUCAGUACUCUCGGAAAAAAACAUCAUAUAGACGCUCCUCUACUUAUGAACUUUCAGACAUAUAAGUCCAAAUUGUGUCAUUGGGCUCCCUUUUCCUGUCCGCAACAUAAUUAUUUUUUUUUCUGCGUGCCAAUUCC